CCUUCACCUCUGCCUUGUGAAACUUAGUUUUGUCCCUGACUCCAUCUGAAACAUGAAAAACUCCUGUGGGUGCAACAGGAACAAACAUCUGGAUAGCAGCUGUUGUGAGUGAGAGAAAAAAGAGUGGCAGCUAUAACUAGAAAGUAGUUUGAAAAAGCAUUUUGGAAUAAGUGCAUAUAACACUUGAUCUACGGAGCCUUUCAAGAAGGAGAGGACAUUGCAUUGAAAUCAUACACCACAGUCAUGAAAAAGAAGAGGAAUGAGUUGGAUGUUGGUCACCCCGUUUUCAUCUUACCAGUUUGCACUUUUCUCCUGAGCUAGUGAGGCCUGUAUAAGGAAUGUGAACAACUUCCAGCUUUACUCCAAAACUAAAUGUGAUCCCAUUACACCCCCGCUCUUGAUCAAGGCAUACGUCCCAAAAACUCCAAGAGUCAUUACAGAACUGGGAGAUAGCAGUGCUAAUUUAAUUCUUUUCCCUGUCUCUGAACCAAAAAAAAAAAAAACCAGAUGCAGUGGAAAUUCUAGAAUUGUGUAGUCUAGAUGAUGGAAGGGCUGCCUAAGCACUGAUGAGUUUUACUGGCCAUGCUCCUGAUUUGUCAGCCAUAGCCUAGUGACAUAGUUGUGGGCAGCUCAGAUGCGCUUUUUGGGUAACAUGGUCUUUCUGUGUGAUAAAAGAUUAAAAAGACAAAGAUGCAAUCAAAAUAAUUUUGAAAUGAUUAUUUACUAAAUUUUAAAAUAGAUGUAAACUAUUUAUUUCCAAGGUUCAGGAUGAUUGGUCUGGGUCACUUAAUAGGAAGAACAGCAUUGAUUUACUCUGGAGCAAGUGCAUAUUGAAGCAUGAAUGCCUAAACAAGAGAUAGAAGAUGCUGGGAAGUAAAAAAAUGACAUUUAAACCACAUACAGUAGGUCUUGUGUUUUCCUCUUAGAAGUUGCACACCAUCAUAUGAAAUUCAAACCAUUUUAUCCAGGGAAAAGAACAGUUGUUCUAAGAGUAACCCUGAAAAGAGCUUUCAGGACACGAAGCUUGAGUACAGAUCAAGCUCCUAAGAGCACUUAAACCCAAAAGAGCCCUGCUUUUUGUGCUCUGAGAACAUUCUGCAUACAAACUCUAUAAAAUCCUGCCGACUUGAAUAUCGUCCAAGCAGCUCUGAACACAGGGAUCCCUCCAUCCUCAGACAAGUAGAAUAAAUUAUGCUAUUUAUUUAUAAAUAAAUGCCUCUCAGAGGGUUGUGCCUAGUGGACCGGAUGGGGGGAAAGAGCCAGCUACUCCCACCUCCUGCUUGGUUUUCAGUGCAGUCACAGCAGCUCUAGCGUGUCGCGCGCUGCCUGCUCUGGAGCGGAGGUGGUGCCAGCCCCGGGAGCAGUGCUUGGUGUGGGGGAAACACUGAGCAGUGCUCACUGGCUCAGGGAAAACAGCUCAGGUCAGAGGUUUUCCUCUGGUUUCCAAGGGGCAUGUGCUUUGCCAAGGGCUGUGUUCCACAGGGGAAUGCCACCCUCAGCCUCAAGCAAGGAAUCUUAAAACACUCUUUCUUGGCAAGUUAAAUAACGGAAGCAGUUCCUAAAGGAUUUUUAUGGCUUAUGGAAUCUGCUACCUUUGAAUUACAAUGCCGACGGCUAUCAGCAUAAAGCCAAAGUAGAUGAACCGUUCAACCCUGAUCUGCCGAGCACCUGAAGCAGCCGAGAUGUGGCUCUGGCUCUGGCACGUGACUGUGCAGAGCUGAAUUAGAAGCCAAUAAGUGAACACAGAAAGUAAGAUGUCAAGGGGAGUUCACAGCUAACAGUGUGCAUAGGCUUGAGAACCCACCACUGAGAACAGUCACGGACCUGACCUUCUCUCUGAAAUAAUAAGGGCGCCUUUGUGAAACUGGUCUUGGAUGCCUGCAAAGCCCUCCCGCGCUCUGGUAGGGUCUGCCGGCGGUGGCAACAGCUGGCGCAGGACCGAGCGGUCUGGACACAUGUGGAUCUGAGCCCUCACCGGAUCACCCGCCGCACCCUGUGGCACCUGGUCCGCCACCGCCUCCCCGACAGCCUGUGCACCCUGCGGAUGCGGGGCACGCCCCGCUCCCUCGGCAAGCAGCGGCUCCUCUCCCCGGCACUGCUGGCUGCCCUCCGGAAGCACUGUCCCCAGCUCCAUCGCCUGUGCCUGACCGAGACAGACCUCCGCCACGUCCCUUACGAGAGCAUUCCCUCUUCUGUCACCACACUGGAGCUGAACCUCUGCGACAUUCCCGAUGCCUGGUUCUGCGUCUCCCCUUUGGUGCCACCACCACAGGUACAACACCUUGCUAUCCACAGCAUUCCCACCUUUUCUGACCAUCAUCUUCUUGACAUUUCCUCACAGAACCACCUGAAGACACUGAGCCUUUGUGGCACCUACCGCAUCACUGAUAUGGGGAUCCAAGCAGCAGCUCCACACCUGGAAGAGCUGGAACGCCUGAUUCUCCGCCACUGCAUCAUCGGUGAUGCUGCCAUGGUAUUCAUUGGGCGCCACAUGAAGCAGCUUCGCUACCUGGAAAUCAGCAAUGCCUACUUCCUGACAAACAGGGGGCUGGUUUCUAUUGCAACACUGGAGCACCUGGAGACCCUGUGCCUCGACCUCUAUGAUUUGGUCUCCCUUGGCACUGUUAUUGCUUUGUUGCAAGUGCUGCCUCGCCUGAACCACCUCAAAUUAGGCGGAACUUGCUUUGAAGAUGAAGUCCUCCGUAAAAUUCAGGAGAAUUUUCCACAUUGCGCCAUAUCUCACACUCCUUGACAACCUGAAACGUUAUCCUUCCUUACUACACUUGAAGUGCUCCUUUUUUGGAUAAAGCCUGAUUUCUUCUACAUAGUUUUGAGACAGAAUUCUCAUUGGCCUUAAAACAUUAAGUUUUUCAUGUAAAUACGUUAAGCUUGUCAUGUAAAUAAGUUUGUUACAAAAUUUUUGGUAGUGUUUCUCCCUCCUUGUUUUCCAUGGAUCGGAGGAAUAGGAAAGAUGGGAAGCACACCGAGCCUUUGGGAACCCCACUGACCAAAAACUGGCUGGGGGGAUAACUAGUUUAAACUCUGUCUUCUCCUCUUUCUCCACUGCUGAGGAUCAGGCAGCAGCUUAACGAGGGCAGAAUUCAAGGAGCAAAGUGAGGUUCCCCUCCUAUCACUGAAAAAAACAGAUCUGGCAGCCAAAAACUCAUGACUUCCAGUUCCUUCCCCUUUCCUUCAAAUUCAGAUCUUCAUGUCAGUCCCCAGAAAGAUUUUGGUGCUGGGGGUUUUCGAACACCUGGUCCCGAGAGCCAGACAUUCCAUUUGCCCACGGGCAUUGCUGUGGCUGCUGUUACCUCUAGGUUUUGCUGGGAACAUCCAUGUUUCCUCAUCACCUUUUACUGUCUGUGUUCUCUUUCUCUUCCUCCUCCUUUCCCACCCUCCCAAUAUCCUAACACCAGAGAAGUGACCAAACGUUACUAUGUUGUUAUCCUCAAUUUUAUUCUAUAUUUUAAGCAAAUACUGUAUUUAUUAAAAAAAAUUCAAGCUUUUAA
Molecule: messenger RNA, 3509 nt
Organism: Lepidothrix coronata (blue-crowned manakin)
Lineage: Eukaryota; Metazoa; Chordata; Aves; Passeriformes; Pipridae
Gene: FBXL12
Product: F-box and leucine rich repeat protein 12
Exons: 3
Coding region: 2045-2752 (235 amino acids)
Biological process (GO): SCF-dependent proteasomal ubiquitin-dependent protein catabolic process
Cellular component (GO): SCF ubiquitin ligase complex
Molecular function (GO): protein binding
Source: RefSeq, a predicted model, not a curated record